UGUAUAUACAGUAUUUUUAUGUUGCCAAAAUAAUAGAUAAGACAUGACACAAUGAUGAGAAUAUAGCCACUUCAGUGUUGGAAACACUGUUAUCAGUCUGGGUCUCGCGUUCUGAAUGUAUACAUUAAACGUACACCAGCAUUGCCUACCCAAUCUCUCUCACAUGGUAUGGGUAAAGGCACUUGCUAAACAUGCCUGCAACGGACCUUUUGAUUAUGAAGCGAACUUCAUAACCACUUUAGGUCAAGCAUCUUGCAAUCUUUAGUCAAACUUAUGAAAUGGGGCAUUUAUUCUAAAAAAAGCUGUUUCAUAGUAGCAAUUACAACCAUCCAAAUUGAAACAAGUUUCCCCAGGUCAUAAUCAGGCUGUACAUAGACUUUUUUAUCUCUUAUUUUAAGAUUAAAAUGCUGUUUAAAAAUGCUCAAAAUUUUCCAUUUUGAUGUUUAUUUAUAGGAAUCUUUAUUUGUUGUGUUGUAAAAUAGUCUUUAUUUUCAUCCAUUAAUGAAAUACUUGACACAUAGAAUAUUUAUUAAUAAAUAAAAACUCCUUGAUUUAAAAUGAAAUCAGCUGCAAUUCGGCACACUACUUGUGAGAAAGAUUUUGUUCUGAAGUCUAUUAGAAGUGGCAUUAGGCUUGAUGGUCGACAGUCAUAUGAUUACAGAAAUCUUGAUAUCAAAUUUGGAAAAGAUUAUGGAUGUUGUGAAGUUCAGCUUGGGGAAACUAGAGUCUUGGCACAAACAUCUGCAGAGUUAGUUAAACCAACUGAUACAAGACCAACUGAGGGGCAGCUUUUUCUGAAUGUUGAAUUAUCGCCUAUGGCAUCACCAGCCUUUGAAAAUGGGAGGAUGUCAAAUCAGGGAGUAGAAGUUAAUCGACUAAUUGAAAGAUGUUUAAAAGAAUCGAGACCAAUCGAUAUCGAAUCUCUAUGUCUUGUUGCAGGUGAAAAGGUUUGGGCAAUUCGAGUGGAUAUCUCAGUGAUGAACGACUGUGGAAACAUCGUUGACUGUUCAUGUGUGGCAGCCAUAUGUUCUUUGGCACACUUCAAACGACCUGAUGUAACGGUUACUGGUGAUGAUGUGGUUAUUCACAGUUUCGAUGAAAAGGAAGCAGUUCCCCUGAAUGUCCAUCAUAUGCCCAUAUGUACAACAUUUGGUUUUAUAGGAGAAGGGGAACAUGUCAUAAUAGAUCCUGAAGAGAAAGAGGAGAACAUAGUAUCUGGACAAAUGACGCUUGCUUUUAAUAUUCACAGUGAAAUGUGUUGUGCACAGAUGUCCGGUGGAGUGUUACUGGAAGCGGAGCAGUUAAUGCAGUGUGCGAAAAUAGCGUCUGUAAAAGCAGCUGAAAUUAUUGAACUUAUAAAACAAUGCUUAGAAGAAGACAGGCUUUCAAGAGCACCGCCCCCUGUUGAAAGAAGGGAGGGUUUAAAAGAUCCAAUCGCGCCAUACACACCAUCCACAAUCAUGAAAACAUCAGCUGAAUCCACUGAUGCAGACAUGGAGACGAUAGAGAUGAGAGAUGUAGAGGAGAUAAACGCAGACCCUGAUGCUGCACAGCCUGUCAAAUAUUUAGGUCGAGGCACAGCUGGACUUGGUCAAGGUGGGGCCAGUACGUGGGUGAUAAGCGACAACAGUGACCAGGAUAUGACACCUGUGAAGAAAAGUUCUGCUAAGAAAAAGAAAGCUAAGAAGAAAAAUGUUGUUGAAAAAAUAGAUUUGCCGACUGACGACAGCGAGGAAGAAGAAGUGGUAAUGCUGCAGUCAGGUGAUCUGGAAGAAAGCUUUUAUCAUUUCAGGCAAACAGAAAUAUUGUCCGACAAGAUAAUUAACGGAAACAAUAACCCGGUAACAACGAUAGAAGAUAAGCCGGUAACAACGAUAGAAGAUCAGCCGGUAACAACGAUAGAAGACGAUAAAACGACUACUGAGGCAAAGACUCGCAAAACGAAAACGAAGAAAAAGAAGAAAGCCAAAAAGAAAGCUGUCACCUCGUGAUAUUUUUGACAUGCUUGUAAGAAAAUAUGGGAUCCUAUAACACGGGUUGAAUCUAAAAGGAUUGACGGUGUACUUUAUAUUAUUCUCGAAUAUACAUGUGUUUUUAUCAUGCUAUUUAGAUUUUUAACAGGACUAGGUUGAUCUACAUCGUUGAUCUACAUCGAGGUCGCUUCGGUGUUACAUACUGCCUUGCGGGGUUAAUUUUUUUUUUUAAAUUCGACUCUAUGUACAGCUUUGUUAGCAUAUACACUGUUUAAAUGCUGAAAGAAAAAGUUAUUCGGUUGUUGUCUUGA
Molecule: messenger RNA, 2284 nt
Organism: Hydractinia symbiolongicarpus
Lineage: Eukaryota; Metazoa; Cnidaria; Hydrozoa; Anthoathecata; Hydractiniidae
Product: exosome complex component RRP45-like
Exons: 15
Coding region: 558-1991 (477 amino acids)
Biological process (GO): exonucleolytic trimming to generate mature 3'-end of 5.8S rRNA from tricistronic rRNA transcript (SSU-rRNA, 5.8S rRNA, LSU-rRNA); U5 snRNA 3'-end processing; U4 snRNA 3'-end processing
Cellular component (GO): nuclear exosome (RNase complex); cytoplasmic exosome (RNase complex)
Source: RefSeq, a predicted model, not a curated record